AUUGACAUAAACACAAAAGUGUGACAAAGACAGAUAAAAAGUUACUUUGUAGAGGAAAAUGUAAUCUACAUGUAUAGUCUGUUAAAUAUAUCUGUACACUGUUGAGAGCCGGGUUUUCUCUCUUACGCACGAAAAAAUAAUUUUUAAUAAACUUUUUUUUUUAUAUUAAAUAGACGGCCAUUGUUAAUCAUUGCAAUCGAUUAGCAUACUUAACGUAAAUAAAUGUAUGCAUGUUAAAAAUAGUAACAUGUUUAAGUUACAUUGAAGAGUAUCAUUGUGAUAGUUAAUUUGUGUGAUGAAAUAAUGUAUUCUUAUAAAUGCUUACUGAUUAUUUUAUUUUAUCCGGUAUCAAGACAUUCAGAGCACAACUUUUUUCUAAAACCAUUAGAUGUGACACUGGAAUGACAAAGUGGAUAUGAAAUCAGUGGCGUAUAUUACUGAAAAAAUAAAUUCUACACUCAUGGCGAAAGGAAAAUUUCGAGGUUCCAAUGGAAAUAAAGCUCUGUCAUACUUAAAUGGAACAUACAAAGGAGCUGAAGUUUUUACAACAGAAUUCGAUAUUAAUGAAACACCUCCUAGUGCGAGAACUUUACUUACUAAAGGAUAUAUUCAGGAUGAAAUUAAUUCUUUUUCAGGAACUACUGUUUCUACCCGGGGAAGAUAUAUGACUGAACAAGAGAAGACAAGAUGUCCUAAUGAACGUCCACUUUAUCUUUAUAUUCAAGGCCACUCGAAAAAUAAUAUUGAUCUGGCAAUUCAAAAAAUUAAUGAAAUUAUUAAAACGGAGUAUCAAAGUUCGUUAAAUAGGCCAAGUAGAUUUACAAAUGCUCCACCGCCUCUUAUGAGCUUACAUACGGGAGUACCUUCAGUAGAAAAAAUUUGUAUCGGCAUCGAAAAUGCCCCACAAAGUUUUGACUUAUGUGGUCGUAUUAUUGGCACCGGAGGAGCCAAUUUAUUGUACAUUAGAGGAGAAACUGGAGCAAAUGUUACGUUACGAGGUCGAGGAUCUCAAUUUGUGGAUCCUUCUCUGGGAACAGAAUCACCUGAACCACUGCAUUUGUACAUAGAGCAUCCAAAAUCUGAAGCGCUACAAAAUGCAAAACAGUUAGCAAUUAAUUUGAUACAAACAAUGCAAUCAGAGUUUCAGUCGUUCAUACAGCAGCAACUACCGCCAAUCCAACCGCAACAAGUUUUAGAAAAUCGACCAAUCCAACAAAUUCAACAAACUCACUUUCAAACCAUGAAUAUUGGUGCAUUAACUCAAUCAAACGUUGUUACAAUUCAACACCAAGAUAUUAUACAACAUGCUCAAAGUAGUGUAGUUACAUUACCUGCUACUAUAUUAACGGCAACAAUGACAGGUGGACCAGCUCCGGGAGCUAAUGUCCCUCCACCACCAGGAGUUCAUAUUCCAGCACAUUCUGGACCUCUAGUACCUUCUUCGCAAUCUCAAGAAAUGCAAGCACUAAUAUCUUCUGCGCCGUCUGUUGGUCAAGUACAAUUGAUUGGACCUCCGCCGACAGUAAGUGAAGUUCAAUAUCAAAUACAUCCCAGUCAGCCAGUCCAUAUUCAGGGGAUACAGAUGCCAUCGGUAUCACAUUCUUCCACGCCAUCAAUCGCACAAAUGUACGUUAUGAGUCAUCCACCACCGCAGAGUCCAAGUCAACACGGAUUCAUAGCCAGUAAUAGUGGACCAGUCAGUGGAGCAGUUUCUUAUGUUUAUACGCAACCAAAUAUCCAACGACCUGCGACACCUAUCGAAACUGUUAACUUACAACAACCACCACCAACUCAUCAACCUCCACCACCAUUAUUACAUCUUCAUUUUCCGCCGCCGAAUUUUUCAGCAAAUCAGCCACCUCCACCAAUACCUCAGACAUAUCAAAUACAAUACCAACAAGCAGGACCUCAGUCGCAAACGCAGUUUAUUCUACAGUCUGAGGAAUCCAAUCAGUUACAACAAAAUUCUGAACAUGCUCAACAUAUUUUACCACCUCAAUUCGAAGGUCAACCACCUCCUCAUCACCAGUAUCCGCUCCACGUACCUCCACCGUCAACACAAACUUUUAUCGUGCCAAAUUCUCAUUCGCCGAGUCAUCAACCACAUCCUUCUCAUCAUCAUCAUCCCCAUUCCCAUCCUCAUCCUCAUCCUCAUCAUCAUCACCAUCAUCAUCAUCAUCAUCGUCAACAAGGCUCUUUUAUAAUGGGAGUCGAGGGACAAUACGAAGGAGCAAUUGAUCAAGGACCCCCUCAACCAGUACCCCCACCACCUCAGAUGGUACCACCACCGACAGUAAAUCAAUUACCAAACCCAAUAAAUAUUUUAACGACUAUGCCGCCACCGAAUCAACAACCGCCACAGCAAAACGCUCCAUGGCUCUAUCAAGCACAACAACCGCCACCUCAUCAAGGGCAAAUACAAGUUCAAGCACCGCCGCCUCAAGGGUUUCAUCAUGCACCACCUUCACAAGUUCAAUCGCACAUUCAGUAUCAUACUCACCAAUUGCAAUGUCAAAAUGGACAUAUACCCACGCAAGUGCACUAUACUAUUCAACCACCUCCGCAACCCUUUGAAAUGCAUAAACCGGACUCACCAGAGCAUCAUAAAGGUCAUGGGGUGAAGAGGAGAUUUACUGACGUUGAGGGACUUCAGGAAGCAGUUCCUUACCAGUGUGGUCCACCACCGGUUCAACGUCACGGAAAUGGACAGCAGCAAUCGAUGCACGUUCAAUCGAUAGGAGGUAUUGCCCAUCACCAUGAAGAUGGAAAUCAGCUUCUAAUCCAUCCAGGUGAUAAACAGCAUUUGGAUCAACCAGGAUCAAAUUUAGAGAAUGAUCAAACUUAUGCUGGUGAUUGUGGCUCAGGACAGCCAAUUCCACUGCCCGCAGCGCCGUGGCAGUCUCACCAUGUUCGUGUCCCUUGGUCUAGACCUCCACCACCACCGCCACCACCACCAUCGGCUCCUCGUGAGGGAGAACAGCAUAUGUUGUACCCUGUACCACCAUUGCCAACAAAUAUGCCACCACCUCAAAUUAGGCCGAGAGAAUGCAAUGAAACCGGAAAGAAAAAACGUCAAGUUAGUUUAUCAUUUGGAAACACCUUAAGUCAAUUAGGAGGCUCUCAAACAGCUUCACUUCAAUUUGGAGCAUUUAACAUUAAUCAACAGCCGAUCAAUAAAAGACCUCCUGUGUACAGUGACUUGACAGCAAAUAAUAACAAUAAAAAUCCUGCGGCACAACAAAUACCUUUCGAACGCGAAGAAGUUUCACAUAUUGACUUCAGCAAUAAUAACUUCAACCAAAGGCCAGUAAACAAGAAACCACCGGAUAAUCAAUAUGGCUCUGUAGGAGACGUUGAACAACCUUCAUCUCAAGAAAUAUUUAACAACCGUAAUAAAAUGAAUUUAACUUAUAGUCAAAAUAAGAAUGAAAAUUCUCAACUGCAAUUAUCUUCAUCAUCAUCAUCGUCAUCAUUAUCGAAUCCAUACAACAAAAAUAAGAAUGACCAAUUUGUACAACGACCGGUGUCCUAUCAACCCGCCUUCCAGGAGCAGAAUCGAAAAGAAACACCAUCACAGCCAUCAGGAAACGGGGGUUAUUAUGAUAAUAACGGCGAAGUGGGAAACUGGGCAUCAAAUCGACCCCAGUCGCAAAAUAAUUUUAAUGAAAAUGGUAAUAGUGAUAGUGGACAAAAGUUCGAAACAUCAACGCCUAGUACAAUUGAAUUUCACUCAAAUAUUAACAUAAUUUUGCCAACAUUUUCUUUGACCAAUAGAAAUACUGAUAAUGAAAACAACCAACAUCCUAACACAAAUUUGAAUACUCAAAAUAAUCAUCCUAGUAACAAUAAUUAUAAUGACAAGAUUCCAAAUAAAAAUUAUAGUCAAGAAAGUAGCGGUAAUGGUAACUAUAAACCACCAUUAUCAAGUCAAAGUAAUAACAGUAAUAAUAAUUCGGGGUAUAAAAAACCCCAAGAAAAUACAAAUAGCUAUGGAAAUUUUCAAAGUAGUGGUAGUAAACCUUCACAAUCGAAUAAAAAUAAUGAAAAACAAUCAAGUAUUAGUCCAAGUAAUUUUCAUAACAGCGGAAGUGGAAGACCUCAAAAUGAUCGGAACAAUGCAAUGCCAAAUGUGGAAUAUCCUGAUGUAAAUAUAUUAUCCACUACCCGGAUGUAUGAAAGAGAAGAAGGCGAAGAAGAAGAAGAAGAGGAACUAAAGUUUUCAACUAAAAAUAAUCGAACAGCUGCUAAUCCAUCUCGAAGUGGUUGUAGACUACCCAAACAGCCACAAGGUGGUAAUUAUGAACUUGGAGGUUGCGAGUCCUCCUGCGACAAAGUUCCAGGUGACUGGGUACCCAGAAACAGUAUUCUCACGUACACAUGCGAAGAGGGCUACGUCAGAAACGGUAGUGCAGUGUCCGUUUGCCUCAACGACUCCUGGUACAUGCCCCUCUCGUGCUUGAAAUCCUGCCUUGCUCUCAAGAGUUCGAGUGUAGAUAUAACGUGUAAAAUUCGGGGUAUUGCAGUGUCUUGCGAUCAGCCAGCCGAGCCUGGUACUACAGCGAUGCUCAAGUGCAAACCAUCUUAUAAGAUUCCAUUGACUGAUGAUCCUGUAUAUAGGGAGAUUACUUGUCUUGAAAAUGGCAGCUGGGAUCGCUCUGUAUUUAGAUGCUUACCAAAAUGUGGGACGACUAUUUCUCACGGUAGUACACUCAUCGUAAGUGGAUUUACAGCUAAAUUGGGAGUAUUUCCUUGGCAUACUGGAAUUUAUGAAAAAAAGUCGACGAAAACUUAUGAACAAAUUUGCGCAGGCACACUUAUAAGCAGCAAUCUUAUAGUUUCCGCGGCGCAUUGUUUCUAUGACGAAAGCUUAAAUGAAGUGAAAAAUUUCUCAAGAUUCUCGGUAGCUGCAGGGAAGCACUACAGAAAUUGGAAUAUUCAGGAGGACUACGCUCAAAUGUCCAAGGUUGAGUGGAUCCGUCUCGGGAGUCGGUACAUGGGAGCAAGAGGUAAUUUUGCUCAUGACAUUGCUCUACUCAAGCUACUAAGUCCACUCGAAUUGACUAGUCUCGUACGUCCGGUUUGUAUUGACUGGGAUAACGUUAAAGAAAAAGAACAUUUACAGCCUGGAAAAUAUGGAAAAGCUGUUGGAUGGGGAAAAACGGCAAAUGGUGCGCCAAGUGAAGAGCUUCAAGAAAUAAAUAUACCUUUUAUAUCAUUCGAUCAAUGUUUGUCGGAAGUUCCAACCGACUUUCAAGGAUAUAUUACACCAGAUAAAUUUUGCGCUGGUUAUAUGAACGGAUCCAGUCUUUGUGAAGGUGAUAGCGGUGGAGGUUUAUGUUUUGAAAGUGAUGGACUUUGGUAUCUACGGGGAAUCGUGAGUGUCAGUCCUGUCAGGGAUUACUCUUGCGAUUACAAUUCCUACACAGGUUUUACAUCAUUGAGUCACUUUAGCGAUUGGAUUCGUGCGGCUUUUCUCCAGUCGUAAAUGUGUUUUACAAGUAUUGUUUUUUACUAGAGGUAAAAAAUAAAGAAAAAAAUAAAUAUCAAACAAAUAUUCUAUACUGAAAAUCGGAUAGCUCAAUAAUAAAUAUUUGAACGUUUACAUUUGCUAUAUAAUUAGUAGAUUGAUUUGAAGUAUAUGAGUGUACAAAUAAAUGAUUAAUUAAAAUAAAUUAGAGCAAA
Messenger RNA from Cotesia glomerata, 5682 nucleotides. RefSeq lists its product as uncharacterized. Gene Ontology annotation, molecular function: RNA binding; serine-type endopeptidase activity. Lineage: Eukaryota; Metazoa; Arthropoda; Insecta; Hymenoptera; Braconidae. The transcript has 20 exons. Gene Ontology annotation, biological process: proteolysis. Gene Ontology annotation, cellular component: nucleus. The record is from RefSeq and is a predicted model, not a curated record. The coding region runs from base 416 to 5485 and encodes 1689 amino acids.